GCAUAGCUAUGUUUCCAACGUUGGCUUUAACUCGAAACUCGUCGAAAAAGGCUGACUUAAAGAAAGACCGCAUUCCUUUAGCAUUUAAAGAAACCCGAAGUGCCCGCGAUAUCUAUCGGAAGUUACUCUAUCAGCGCGUGCGCAGUUUACACUACCAGCGGCUCGAUAAGAUCAAACGAAGCACACGAAAGCCACACAGAGAUGGUUUUUCUUUUUCUUUUUCGUUUGUUUUUUUUUUUCUCUUAGUUUGUUUUUGAUUGUACUUUCUUACUUUAAAUUUUGUGAAACACCAACUAAAAUCCUCAAAAAUGUAGCCGAAUUUGCCAGAUGAAUUUUUUAAAUUUUCCUCCCUCGGGCUGACGCAAGUGAAAUUUCACCUCCUUAGCAACGCGCACGAGCGCGCGCAUGAAUCGGUUAAUGGGUCCUCGAAUGCUUAAAGCUAGUAUAUCAUAAAUUAAAAGUUAGUAGAGCUAGUAUAUCAUAAAUUAAGAGUUAUAUCAUAAGUUAAGAGUGUAUAAUAUUUGCUCAGAUCAAAGCAGAAAGCUCUUAGAAUGACAAAAUUUGUGGGGAUUUUGUACAGACUGCUAGUUUGCAUUUAUGAUAUCCCUUUUUGUAGCAACACAAGGCUGGUUGUCAUGCAAAAGUGGAAUGUUUGCAUGCAAGUGUACGCAUUGAACACGUAGCUACAAUUGUGAGCUACUUUGAAACGCCUUUUGAGAGAUUCCACCCUCAGCAUCAAAGGAAGUCUUCCCUGCGGUUUAUUUUACAGAAUGAUUGGCCAUCGUCAGGCCCUGAAACUUCUUGUGGUCGUCACCUUUGCGUUUGCUGUAGUGACAAUUGUAAGGAACAUAGAAUGCGUCAUACUGUUCCCAAGUAACCAUGCUCCGCGAAUUUUCACUCUACGAGAAGUCGAAGAAAAACCAAUUUUCAUUGGUAAGUCUUUCGACACUGGAGCAUGCGCAGUCCCAACGUCUUUCAUCAAUGACAGCCAAGGUUGCAAAGUGCCAAAUGUGGAUCCUUACAAUGACUACAUCAAGAAGGCUCUUAAUCCCGUGAGGUCAAUAUCAUGCCGGGGAAGAUUAUAUACUGAGUAUCAAAACAACUUGUUUCGAUUACUUGAUGACGUCAAUGAAGAGAAUCAAGUCGCCGAGAUCUUUGCAGAGCCCAUUUAUCGAAUUUCUGAUUAUAAUGUGACCCUUGGGGAAAAGAAAUUUCUCAACCUAACGAACAGACAGACUAACCUAGAUAGCGACUUCCUCAAAGUAACUGUUCGUCUGAAAGAUGGCUCAAAGGAAACGUAUUUCCACGCUUCAAUUUUAGAGAUACCCGAAGUUGCACAGCGCAAAAAAACGCACAGUUCACCCCUAAACAUCAUGAUCUUGGCUUUAGACAGAACAUCGGCAGCCCAUUUUCAAAGGAUGCUGCCUAAGACGUAUGCUUUCUUAAAGGACGAACUAGAUUCAGUCAUGUUCAAGAGUUACUCUAUUGUUGGACCUAACACAACUCCAGCUAUGUCUGCUUUCUUAACUGGCAAGUCAUUGUCGGAGAAUUGCGAAUUCAAGGAAGCGAGAAAAGGGGUAAAAAAUUCAAGCUUCGUGGACGAUUGGCCAUUCAUAUUUAAGGAUCUGAAACGCCUAGGAAUUGCCACAAUGUGGAGUGAAGAUCAGCCAAACAUUGGUGCAUUUCAUCUUCGCCUGAAGGGAUUCCAAGAUCAGCCAACAGACCAUUAUGGAAGGAUACUAUGGUACGAAUGGCUGAGGACAACAAGAGAAGCAAGGCUUUGCUUAAACUCCCAACCACAAUAUGUGUUACAACUGAACUACCUGAAAAGCUUCAUGAAAUCCUAUCCUGGAAAAAGAAAAUUUGGUUUCGCAUUUCUAUCCGACUUGUGUCAUCGAUCAGCUAAUCUUCUCCGCGCAGCCGAUAAUGGAUUUGCGGCCUUUUUUGAGUCACUAAAAAACGAGAGUCUCCUGAACGAUACGAUGUUUAUCACAAUGUCUGAUCACGGUCCGACAUACAAGGAAAUACGCCAUAGUCCUCAGGGGAAGUUGGAACACCGACUUCCCUUUCUUUCCUUGACUUUCCCCCCGUGGUUCAAACUCAAUUACCCGAAACAUGCAGCAGCCUUGGUGAAGAAUUCACGGAUAAUCUCGUCACCUUUUGAUCUUUACGCGACGAUGAAACAUUUGUUAACGUUCCCAGAUAAACGUUCAGUUGAAACGGCUGGAGUAGGCGCAAGUCUUUUUGAGCCACUUCCUGAUAACAGGACAUGCGAAGAUACGGGCAUUACAGACAAUUACUGCCCGUGUUUAAGGUGGCAAUCCAUUGACAUAACCCAUCCUCACGUCCGUAAAGCUGUCAAGGCGGCAGUAAUUCAUAUAAACCAACUUUUGUUGUCUCAUCCCAAGACAGCCAAUCUAUGCCAUCAGCUGGAGCUAAAAAGUAUCUUUAAAGUUCAUCAAAAGCUGCCAAGUCAUGAGGCAGACGUGAAUUUUCUUUCAGGUCAGGAAAAGGCCACUUGCAGCUAUCACAUCAAGUUUCAAACGACACCUGGGGAUGGUCUAUUUGAAGCCCUACUACAGAUGAACGCCACUGGGGAUUUUAAGGUUUACAAUGAAAUCGAUCGUGUUAGUAUGUACGGUGAUCAGCCGAAGUGUAUUGUGAAUCAUGUACCGUCUAUGCGCCCAUACUGCUUGUGUAAAUAACUGGAAAACUAAUGUUAUAUCGCACGUGGCUACUUUAACCCUCGGACACACAGGCAAAUUCAUACUUCUUCUUUAGUUCUUCGUUUCCUGAAUAAGACACAUGGAAGUAUUUUGAAUUUAGUUGGUAGCCUUGGUGGCGCUCCACAAGAUGAAAUGUUUAUUUGUUGAAUAUUACGUCUUACGAGGUCAUUAAAUCCGCCACGAUAAUGUAUCCCCCAUCUUGGACCUCUUUAUUAUUUUUUCUCAGUAAGUCAGAAAAUAACGCAAAUUGAUAAAAAUCCAAAUUGAUAGUCGAUCUCAAAACACACUCAUUCUUCAUUUCGCAGUCACAUGACAAAACUGACCGCGAGUGAUAACGAAUAAACUCGAAUGAGCACGUGCGACUACGAGUGACCAUAAGUGACAAUGAGGGUGGGGGGGAAGGGUAGGUAAGUAGGGAGGGAUGAAGGAAACAAAAGAUAAUGUAAACUUAGCUAUCAUCUCUACAGCCAUCCGUUAAUUAACUCGCAAAACCCAUUUUGUUGUUUUCUUCGCGUUGUUUUGUAAGCUGCUAUGUAAUUUUCCUUUAAUCUGAAUGUGCUGUUUAGUCGUCAUUAUUUCAGCAAUCAUCAUUGGCAGUUAUAAUGCUUGGACUUGAUAACCAUCAGACCUAAAACACUGGAACUGAAUAGAAAAAAACGUGAAUUAAAUUAAUUUUCACGUCAAAAGGAAUCAUUAUCUUUGAUCAAUGGUGUGUCGAUCUACCCAAGUUAGGUGGAGCGAAGGUGAGGUUUUGGGAAUCUAACACCAAGUGGAAGCUUUGUCAUUAUAAGAACGUGCGAGAGUCAACUGGGCCACUUUGCCUAGGGUAGCUGUUCCCCCAAUAGGGGCGGCAGUUUAAACUGUACAGUCCAACCGAAACGACAUGAUAAAAGUAUUCUUCUUCAAAACAACUAAAAGUGAAUACAACGCUCAAGUUGUUUUGACCUCUUUUCUAAUAAUCCUUAACUCGAUUACUGUAGGUUUUAAUAUUUUAACGAGGAACAUUACAAGAAAUUUUGUGAAGAAUAACACAACUGAUUAUCCCAACCGGUGGCACUUCGCGAGGGAGUCGCUGGACAAACAUGACGCCGUUUGGCGUCAAAUAUAAAGCUUAGAGGCGCUAACUGUUUCAAAUUGUUCAUACUGUAUAAUCUGUUACGUUUCUGCCAUUUUAAUAAAUGUAAUCCGGUCUUCAGUAAGAGAAGUGACCCGACCUCAAUGCCUUUUCUAUUUACAUGCAUUCACGUUAAGACAAUACAGCUUUUUCAGUCUC
Molecule: messenger RNA, 3999 nt
Organism: Orbicella faveolata
Lineage: Eukaryota; Metazoa; Cnidaria; Anthozoa; Scleractinia; Merulinidae
Source: RefSeq, a predicted model, not a curated record